This is a messenger RNA of Microthlaspi erraticum, 474 nucleotides long. The record is from the annotation of a GenBank genome assembly. NCBI's taxonomy places the organism in Eukaryota, Viridiplantae, Streptophyta, Magnoliopsida, Brassicales, Brassicaceae.
AUGGAGGAUCAAAAACGUACAACAAGUUUAACGCUUGAGAUUGAUAACUACUCGGAGAAAGAUUCAUCAGCAAAAUUCUUAACACGCUUUUCCGAGCCUGAGCUACACAAUUUGACCGAGCGCAAAGAAGCAGGCUUCAAACUAGAGUGCUUGAAGGAGAAGCAUGAAGAGAUAAAGAAACCAACUGUUGAUGAUAUUGGAGUCCAACAAUGUGAGUUAUCCUUCAGGGAAAUAAUAGUUGAACUGAGUAGAGAGACCAAGUUAUUAGUAGCUGAGAUGAAAAAGGCGACCACUGUCCAAGAAGGUGAUCUAUCCAUCAAGGAAAUAGUAGCUGAACUGAAUAAGGACACCAAGUCAAUGUUAGCUGAGCUGAAAAAGGACACCAAGGCUGUUAGAGACUGGCUUGGGGGUGUUGUUCACUCGUGUAAAAUACGAGUUGGGUUUGCUGACGUUGGUAAGCCAAAAAUAGAUUAA